Messenger RNA from Amoebophrya sp. A120, 321 nucleotides. The record is from the annotation of a GenBank genome assembly. Lineage: Eukaryota; Dinophyceae; Syndiniales; Amoebophryaceae.
GCCACACGAAGUCGCCGUUUUUGGAGCCCUAUACAGUCAGGGUGGAAUUGAAGGAGCUGUUCUGCCGGAGGUUUCAGUUCAAUAAAAUGCGACACGUGGAAGCGGAGCAGUUUCUGCUACAGUUAAGGGAGGGCAGGAUGUCAACUCUGAAGAUGACGGAGGAGCUGUGCUACAUUCUCCAGUGCGAAGAGUUCCCGGAAUUGAAGGGCCGGCUCGGGCGGACGGCAAUUUACUUUUCCGAGGAUCCCGCGCACGAUUAUUACGAAGAAGAAUACGUCACGGUCGCGCUAGACUCCAGCGAAAUCCGGUCGGAAUCUGAGC